Bemisia tabaci is the source of this 6372-nucleotide messenger RNA. Its product is annotated as very long chain fatty acid elongase AAEL008004. The record is from RefSeq and is a predicted model, not a curated record. Gene Ontology annotation, cellular component: endoplasmic reticulum membrane. Gene Ontology annotation, molecular function: fatty acid elongase activity. Gene Ontology annotation, biological process: fatty acid elongation, polyunsaturated fatty acid; very long-chain fatty acid biosynthetic process; fatty acid elongation, monounsaturated fatty acid. Lineage: Eukaryota; Metazoa; Arthropoda; Insecta; Hemiptera; Aleyrodidae.
AUCCACCAGUUCAUAACCUGUAAUGGAGGCGUAAACCAUGCAGUGAGAUUUCGGGGCGUUGGAGUGCAAUUUUAUAGUUUUUUUCAUAGAUUUUUAAGUCGUUAUCAAGCGCUCGGUGCUCCGCGACGGUCCGUUAUCAAUCUCGGCGUAAGAUCCGCUUCACGUCCACCCGCCAAUCACAUAUUCACAUCAAAUCCAUCACUUCUUUCAACCUUUGCCGUGCCUUUGCAAAAGCCGGAUCCCUUUUUGCAUCACGUUCAAAUCACUCGUCAUAUUUUAAUGUGAUACUUUUUUUUAGUCCAUAAUGCAUCGUUGUAAGUGCACAGAUCGUUCCUCCUACCCUCUGAACAUCACCGCCGAAAUUGAGGAAGGUUCUGUUCGUGAUAAGUGAUAACAGCGUAACCGACAACCGACUUCGUGCAGGGAUAAUAUUAGCUGCACCUUACACCAUCACUCUUUUACGUAUAAAAUGCGGAUUGUGUGACACUCAACAAAAAUGGCGAUACUUCUCAAAUAUAUAGAUGACUUCCAUGAAGUGUUUAAUAAAUAUGGCGAUCCUAGGACAAGUAAUUGGUUCUUGAUGAGCAGCCCAGUUCCUACUUUUCUAGUUUGUAUUUCCUAUGUUUAUUUGGUCAAAGUUCUCGGACCUCGGUUAAUGGCCAACAGAAAACCUAUGCAAUUACGCAAGCUUCUCAUUGCCUACAAUUUAUUUCAAGUUGUUUUUAGUUCAUGGCUCUUUUACGAGUUAGCCGCGAGCGGAUGGCUCACAGGUGAUUAUAGUUUACGUUGCCAGCCUGUUGACUAUUCAGACUCACCGCGAACUUUAAGGAUGGUACGAGUGUGUUGGUGGUAUUACUUUUCAAAAUUUACAGAAUUUUUUGAUACCAUAUUUUUUGUACUGCGGAAGAAAACAAGGCAUGUUUCUCUGCUACACGUAAUUCAUCACGGUGUGAUGCCUAUGAGCGUCUGGUUUGGAGUCAAAUUUACACCAGGAGGACAUAGUACUUUCUUUGGACUGUUAAAUACGUUUGUACAUAUUAUAAUGUAUGCAUACUACCUUCUCGCUGCCCUGGGACCACAAGUACAAAAAUACCUCUGGUGGAAGAAGUAUUUAACUUUCAUUCAGAUGGUUCAAUUUGUACUCAUCAUGGUUCAUGCCUUCCAGCUAUUCUUUACGGAUUGCAAUUACCCUCGAGCAUUUGCUUGGUGGAUAGGACUUCAUGCUGUGAUGUUCUUUUUCUUAUUUAAAGGAUUCUACAAGCAACAAUAUUCUUCCAAAACUAGUCUCAAGUUAAAACUCAAUCAUGCAAAUGGGAAUGCUGUUAAACCUGGAGAAAAAAGUUUGGAUGAUAUAGAUUCUCCUAAAUCGCCAGUUCAAAAAGCUAUUUUGGACUGGGAAUUGCGACUGAAAGAGAAAGGUGAAGUCUCCUAUCCAAAGCGGAAAAUAAUAACCAAAGAUUUCCCAUAAGAAAUCCAGGUUGAUGCAGGAGAGUCGAACUCAGCUCAUGCAACCACAAAUGGUUUUUCGCAAGGGGUCAAAACCAAUGGAGUGAGCAACGGUUAUCACAAACCCGCAGACUACUAUGCAAAUGGUCUCUCCCAUCGAAGCUCAACUCUAAAAAGCGAGAAUCAUAUUGACUGAAUUAUCUCAGCCUUUUGUGUCCUCAUUGGUCAUUGCCUCUUUUACCUAAAAGUUUUUUGUCGGUAUUUUUUACCUUAAUUUUUUUCCUCAAUACAUUUAUCAGUUUGUCAAAAAAAUUUUAGUGCAAAAGAGCCCUGAAAAGAAAGGAAUACAAAAAUGGAGACUUAUAAACUAUUUUCAGGCUAGGUUAAUUUUCAUUUCAAUUUUGUUAAGCUAUUGAUAACAAUACAGGUGGGAAGGGGGGUUUCUUUCUAGGUAAUUUUUUAGGAAGCCGUCAAAUAAUGACAUGUAUUAUAUAUUAAAUCAAAAUUGCUCAUUGUUAUUAAAUUUAUUUAUUUUUCCUGUCUAUGUCUUUGAUUGAUAUUAUAAGGAUUUAUUUGUGAACUUUCAUUUACUGAAUUGUAUCUUUGUUAAUACCUUUCUCAUACCUCAUACCUUCUGUAGAUUCAUUUGCAUACCAGUCUGCAAAUUUGGAAAAAUGUAAGUUCACUUUGGCAUGAUUUUUUUAAAUAUUUGUUUUACAACUUUUGAGUUUGGUUGUCCAUAGAACGACCCUUGUAUGCUGCAUCAAUCAGAUAUACCCACAAAUAAUUAAAAAUAACCAAGUGAAAAGCUCAUUUCCUCAAUCCUGUGCCAGAUAAUUUUAAGUUUUUUCCUAGCUUUAAAAUUUGCCAGUGGCAAUUUUUCUAAAUACUUGAAAAUCGAGCACAUUUGUAAUACUUCAUCCGCAAACUUUUUUUGAAAAUUAUUCAGGAGUUGAAAUUUUUUUGUCUCGCAUGGGCCAUUGUUGAAUCAUCUUGUCUCGCAUGGGCCAUUGUUGAAUCAUCAUCUUAUGAGCUUAAUCAAUUAAGCCCUAUCUUAGCAAUUCUAUCCAUUGAUUGAGGUCUUUUGAUAAUGUUUCAAUAAUUGAAGCGUUGAUUCUUUAAAAAAUUGAACUCUAUCUAUUUAAAUUUUUUUGAAGCAAGGAAGGAGCUAUCAUAACUUUCAUUUUAAAAUGAAGAACAUGACGAUAAGAACAUUUUUUUUCUCAUUGUAUCCUACAAUGCAGCGUGCUCAUUUUUACCCAUCAAUCGUGAAAAAUACAACUGUUUGAAGUGCAGGACCAUUCCACCUUUACAACUUCUCAGUCUGCAUUGUUUUUGUUGAUAAGUCAUUUCUUAAUUUUUUAAUAAUAAAUCAUUCUUUUUUUUACAAUAGAAAUUAAACUUUCAUUGUUUUUAAAACAUCAAGUAGGUUUUCAAUGAAAGUAAUUAUCAUGAAAUCAAAGAACCUUGCACCGAACGUUUGAGCAAGUGAUCCUAUGUGACUUUAAAAUAAGUGUUCCGAGCGGUUCUUUCAUUGAUCGGUUCAUUCUUUCAAUUGAGUUGAAGUCAUGGACGUUCUCGAUGCUUGUCUGUCCUGUGAGCUGAUUAUUGCAAUAUAUGUUGAAACGAUAUGACAUCGAACAUUGAUAUAUUAAAUUGGAGAGAUGGGACUUCGCCUUGACAAUAUAGCUUCAAUUAUUCUCAACAACCGGCCUGCUAGCAGAUUAAAGAAAUCAACAAGCAUGUGCUGUUUGUCUUAUUACAUAGGUUCUUCAAGAUGGAGAGCAAAGUUACACGCAGAGUAAAAUAUCGUGUGAGUUAUCAACAUGAAUGGGCCCCUAGACAAGGUAUGAAGUACAGAUUUUUGCCGCAUUUUUUUCUUAAAAAUUUUAACAGAAAAACUAAUCUGCCGAGGAGGGGUCCGAAAUCAACUUUUUAACGAGAUUCAAGUGUUUACAAUUAAAAUUGAUGAAAUUGCAAGAAUGCAAAUGACAUAGUGUGGUUAAUCUAACUUCCAUUUGAUCUGUGUUAAAAACAUAGUUGUCAUCUUGUUCAGGAUUUGAUUGUCAAAAUUCCUGCUGUGUGAAUCGUUCUCCACGGGAGAUUUUGAAAAGCGAAUGUGUGACCGUAUUUUCUAGGUCGGACCAUGCUUAGCAGCUCAUUUGCACCUGGGCAUCUUGCUGAGGAUACAAUCAGCUAUUAUGAAACACAAAAUUCUGGAAAACCAAUAUCUAGUCAAUGUGAUUACCAGUUAUAAUUGCGGGAAAACCACCUUAAAGAAUUAUUUGACAUGAUACUUACUUUUUUGUCCAUUGCCGUGUCAUUCAUUGUCAAUAGGACAAGUAUUAACUCAGCACGUUUUCAGUUUGAUUGUAUUUUGCAGUAAGGAAUAACUAUUUUUGGCCUAUUUAUCCAGACAGGAGAAACUGAUGGCAUUUCUUAUUGUCCCUAAUGUGAGCCUCAAAUAGUAUCUCCACGUUGCAAAGCCUUGAAAUGAACCCUUGUUGCAAUCGAAAACUUUGUUGUCAUUAUUGACAAUGUUCAGCUCUUCAAACUCUCAAUAAUUUUGUCCUCAUUUCACUCUCUUUCAUAAAGCUUUACUCAAAGUGCUCUUUCCUUUCCGUAGUCCAUAUUUCAUCAGGUAACUUCAACUGACUCAUGCCUGUAUUAAAUUAAUCAAAAUUUUAUUCCAUAAAAAAAUCAACGAGAGGUUUUCAUAAAAAUCAUAGGUUAACAGAGUGAUUCACUAAUUUGUUGACAUUAGUACAUACGUGUAUUUAUAUAUGUUAAGUAUGAGGCGACCAUAGACUUAGGAUUUUUCAAUUUUUAUAUCAAGCAAUUUCUCUAUUUUUUGCAGAAAACGUUUUUUAUAUUUUAAACUAUCAAACCUGCAGCCGUUCUCACACCACUCCCAGCUUGCAGAUGAUCCAUGAUGUAAACCAACAUUUUGUCGCACACUUUAAGAUCAUCAUCUAUUUUCUGCGGCUCUUGAAUAUUUUGCAUUAUUUCACCACAAGCCUAUUCUGGGCAAGUCUAUCUUACAGCCCUGGAAAUGAUCUCCUCUUAUGACAGGUUGCAAUUUGUUGAAAUUUUUAAUCCUGAAAAAUCAUGGCACUUUUGCAAUGCAAAACGCUGAGAAAUUAAAAGACAGGCUCUGAGAUCCAUCGCAAACUUCUAAUAUUUCGAAUCGAGAAAAAUCCUGAGAGUACAGCAGAACAUAUUGCUGAGAUUUUGAUGUGUAGGUUUUGAAAUUAUUUAGCACGCUGGUUUCCUAAUUGAGUACUUACUAAAAGCUUCAUCAAUUCAAGUUCGUAAAGUGUAUCAAUGGCUGUAACUCUCAAUACCCUCUUUCAGACAUCCUCAAAUGAUUUCUGUAAUGAAACAUCAUAAAGGUACUUUUUCAUGGCGUUGCUGCAGUGCUGAAGUGUAUCAAAGUAACAAAACUCUUUUGUCUUUCCUGAUCUUUUCAAAUCGUAAAUUUAAGAAGUCAUAAAACAAAAUUCUUGAAGAUAACAUCUGAUUGAUUUAUUAUUGUUUUAACUGCAAAAGGAAUUGAUAAGAAUUCAUAAGAGACAAUUUAAGAGUAAUUUUUUUCCUCCCAGCUACAAUACUUUUGAAGUACAUACAAUGAAAGGCAUUUAGUGUCAUCCUUCUUUACUUCUCUGAAAUAUGAUCUUUUGCCCAAAAUUAGAAAUUGUUUGUUUUGCCAUUUUGAGAAUUUUUCGCACUGUUUUUGAAAUUCCCACUAAUAAUGAAGAAUAGCAUACCUAUCCCAACAGACGUCAUUUUAUUGUCAGCAGCGGACUGCUUUUUCAACAGAAAUGAAGAAGUGCAACCUUUUGCCACCGCGCACCCUACUGUAUUCAUGUCUGAUGACUCCUAAAGUUGAAGAUUCUUUUAAAAAUAUGUACUUAAUUUGUCCCUAUUUUCUUUAUCUCUACCAAUUUGCUCUCUACUGUGGAAAAAAUCCGUUACAAAUAUGUAGUUUCUUGCUGUUCAUUUUAUCAAAAAUCCUUGAAUUGCUGCGUUUUGGCUCUUCAUUUCUGUUAAGUUCAACGCAUUUUUUCAUGGUGUUUUCAAAUUUGCAGCGAUGCACCUGCUCAAAAUUUGUGACAAAGAAUCCUGCCCCUGUCUCUCCACCUACCAUUUAACUCCCUUAGUGUUAAAAUUUCCAAGUUAAAAGCGCCCUCAAAGCUACGGCACAGCAAAGCUGAUACUUGUUGUAGAAGUGCGCGUAAACGAAAAACUUAUGUUGUAACUUCCUUUCUCAUCCUUUCAGAGAAUUUUUGCAUGUUGCUAAGUAAGAUUAUAAUUACCAAAAGCAUUUACAUUACCAAAGCAUAAUGUGAGGGAUCCUGUCGAAGUAAUAGGGGGCCGUCUGUAAGAUACGUAUAGCUGAAAAUCGGACAUUUUGACACCCCUUUUCCUUGCAACGCACCUGUUAAAUAGAUCUGCACCCCCACUAAAAAAAGUAUUUAACUCUCAGUUUGAUUCCCUCCUUAAAAUUUGGGUUUUAUAAUACAUUCUGAAUGAAAAAUUGCUAUUUUGCUUCGAUUUUCUCAUUAGAUUUUCGACAAAUUAGCUCCAUACGCCCAUUUUAGCAUCAUGUGUCCAUUGUAGCAUUACAUACUUGCGGAGGCUCAGCUCUCCUCCCAUGUCAUCCCUGAGAGCGUUACGUAUUUUAUAAAAGGCCCCCACUGCCCCUAGACAUGUUUUCUGCCUGAAAUAGCAACAUUUAAAAGGACCAUAGCUGUUCUUGAGUGAUUUAGCCCAAUUGUGGGGAAUUUUUUUUUACCCAUCGUAUAACAUAGAUGAUUCACAUUUCAUAUGAUAAUAAUAGAUACUUUGUUAAAUUGCAUUUUUGAAGAUGUCCAUGUUACUCCAUUACAUGUAAUCAUUCUAAAUAAAGUAAAUUUUCCUGUUUUA